GGUGGAACCGGUGCACGUUUAGUCACCACAUUUCACGCUUACCGUCCGCGUUUGAAAAUAGUCCCGCCUCUACCAAGCCUGUACGAAAGUUGUUGACACUUGCCCGCCCCUCAUGGCUUGUUUUGUCGUUCACUACAACAAAUUUUAUGUUUUUGUGACGUCUCGAAAUUUUUAAAAUUGAUCUUUGCUCUGGCUGAGCCCGCGAGUUCAACGGAGUUCGAAGAGUAAGGGCAAGGAUACACCAGUUGUCUCCAGAAAGCAUAUGGCCGAUAGCCGGUUAGUGGUAGGACCAUUGUAGAAAUUUGAUAGAAUCCUUUUUAACAGCGAAAAUGAAUCCCGAAGCAACACUUCAUCUCACUCAAAUCUUGGAGAAGACAGUAUCUGCAGACAAAAAUGAGCGAGAAGCUGCAGAGGCGUUCUUGGAAGAGGCAGCCAGGACAAACCUUCCGGAGUUUGUCAAAACCUUGUCUGAGAUUCUACACCAUGGAGGAAAUAGCCAGGUUGCCCGUAUGGCUGCUGGUCUUCAUUUCAAGAAUACGCUCACGUCAAAAGUCCAAGAUCUGAAAGAACAGCAUCAGAAGCGGUGGCUUGCUUUCCCUGAGGAGAUUAGGACUUAUGUUAAAAACAAUGUUCUUGGUGCAUUAGGCACUGAAAACAACCGGCCGAGCUCAGCAGCACAAUGUGUGGCUUAUAUUGCUGUAGCAGAAUUGCCAGCUGGCCAGUGGAAAGAUUUAAUACCUCUUCUUGUAUCAAAUGUAAUUGGUGGCACUAGUACUGAAAUGAUGAAAGAGGCUACUUUGGAGGCAAUUGGUUACAUUUGUCAGGAAAUUGAUCAUGAUGUUUUAGUUGAACAAUCCAAUAUGAUUUUAACUGCCAUCAUUCAUGGCAUGCGUCAAAAUGAACCCAGCAACCAUGUACGACUUGCAGCCACUACAGCUCUUCACAAUUCUUUAGAAUUCACUCGUGCCAACUUUGACAAAGAGUCUGAGCGUAAUUAUAUCAUGGAAGUCGUUUGUGAAGCCACUCAAUCCACAGACAUCCAAGUCAGAGUUGCUGCGCUGCAAUGUUUAGUAAAAAUUAUGUCCCUGUACUAUCAAUAUAUGGAACCAUAUAUGGGUCAAGCCUUGUUCCCAAUAACUUUAGAAGCAAUGAAAUGCGAUAAUGAUGAGGUAGCAUUGCAAGGUAUUGAAUUUUGGUCUAAUGUAAGUGAUGAAGAGGUAGAUUUAGCAAUUGAAGAGAGUGAAGCAGUGGAGGCAGGAAGACCACCAACUAGGUGUUCCAAGUUCUAUGCAAAAGGAGCUUUGCAAUUUUUAUGCCCUGUUCUCAUGCAAAAGCUCACUAAACAGGAAGAGUUUGAUGAUGAAGAUGAUUGGAAUCCUAGCAAGGCAGCAGGUGUUUGUUUGAUGCUUCUAGCCACUUGUUGUGAAGAUGACAUUGUUCCACAUGUUUUGCCAUUUGUGAAGGAGAACAUCACCAGUGAGGAUUGGCGCUUCCGCGAUGCUGCCCUUAUGGCGUUUGGCUCAAUUCUUGGUGGACUGGAUCCCUCCAAUCUCAAGCCAUUGGUCGAACAAGCAAUGCCUACUCUCAUCAAGCUUAUGUAUGAUGGCAGUGUUGUCGUAAGGGACACAGCCGCUUGGACCUUUGGUAGAGUUUGUGAAAUUAUUCCUGAUGCUGCCAUCAAUGAAACUUACUUGAAGCCCCUCUUGGAAGCAUUUGUGAAUGGUUUGAAAGCUGAGCCUCGGGUUGCUGCCAAUGUCUGCUGGGCUUUUACUGGACUGGCUGAAGCUGCAUAUGAAGCUGCUGAUGGCUCUGAUGAUCCAAAUCCAGAAACCUACUGCCUGUCUCAAUACUUUGAAUUCAUUGUUCAGCAGCUGCUUGAGACUACAGAUCGCCCUGAUGGUGCACAAGCCAACCUGCGCUCUGCAGCCUAUGAGGCUUUGAUGGAGAUGGUGAAGAACUCCCCCAGAGACUGUUAUGUCACUGUACAGAAAACUACUAUGGUUAUUUUGGAGCGCUUGAACCAAGUACUCCAAAUGGAAUCCCACAUCCAAAGCCAUGAUCGCGCUCAGUACAACGAUCUGCAAAGCUUGCUUUGUGCAACUCUUCAAAGUGUGCUGCGGAAGGUUGCUCCUGAUGAUGCUCCUCAAAUUUCUGAUGCCAUCAUGACUGCUCUUCUGCAAAUGUUCGCUUCCAAUACAUGCAGAUCUGGUGGGGUACAGGAAGAUGCCCUUAUGGCUGUAUCCACUUUAGUUGAAGUCCUUGGUGAAGGAUUCUUAAAGUACAUGGAUGCCUUCAAGCCUUACCUGUGCAUGGGUUUGAAAAAUCACAUGGAACACCAGGUGUGUGGAGCAGCUGUUGGCUUGACUGGUGAUAUUUGCCGUUCCCUGAAGGGGAAAGUGUUGCCUUUCUGUGAUGAAAUUAUGACACUUCUCCUGGAGAACCUUGGGGAUAAUAAUGUUCAUCGCUCUGUUAAGCCUCAAAUUCUGUCCGUGUUCGGAGAUGUUGCUCUCAGCAUUGGACCGGAGUUUAAGAAAUAUCUGGAAGUUGUUCUCAGAACACUUUCACAGGCAUCUCAAGCUACUGUUGACAAUAAUGACUAUGAUCUUGUGGAAUGGUUGAAUGAGCUUCGAGAAGGUGUGCUUGAAGCAUAUACUGGCAUUGUUCAGGGCUUGAAGGGUGACUCUGAAACUCCCUCUCCAGAUAUCCAUAUCCUAGAGCCAACUGUACCCUUCAUUAUUCAAUUCAUCGUAGUUGUUGCUCAGGACAGUCAGCACUCUGAUGGUUGUGUUGCAUCCUGUGCUGGUCUUGUUGGUGACUUAUGUAAUGCUUUUGGAGCAACAAUCCUCCACCUGUUGGAUGUGGAUCCCAUCAACGAGCUUCUCACAUCUGCCCGCCGGUCCAAGGUUAACAAAACCAAGACCUUGGCGACGUGGGCUACUAAAGAAAUCCGCAAGUUCAAGGCAGCAGCUGCAAGCUGAUGCAUCGUAGGUCGUAUUAACAAGCCAGAAGACAAUCAGGCAAAUUCUCUUUCUCUCAUUCGUUAUAAUCCUCUUUUUGGUUGACUUAAACUGCAACCCCUCCAUGCUCUGAAGUCUCGACUGGGUGAAUGAACAUAUCGGUGCGAGUUGGUGCUUCAUUGCAACAGUGUGUACAGUGACUACAAGAAGCAACGUGAAGUGUGAGUGAGAGUGAAGGUGUGCAAGGGCUGAGGGACGCACUUGUAAGUGUGCAUGUGAGAGUGAAUUAGUGGACUCAAGACUAUCGACUGCAAGACUUUACAUGAAGACUGUGUUUUUUUUUCUUUUUUCUUUUUUUAAUGUAGAGGAAAUUUUCCAGAAACACAAGAUAUUUCUUCAACUGACAAUAUUUGAAUGAAUGUGGAAACUUUUUUUUGCAUGCCAUUGCUUUGGCAGCAAACAGGUUAAGUUAAAUGUUAUGCAAUUUCAUUCUCAGGAAUUAUAGUGUAAGUUGGCAAACACCCAGCCAGUGGAAGGCACAAGGGGAAAAUGCUCGUUGCAUUUGCAACUCACAUAUCUGCUGGUCAUUAUUGUUACCGUGCUUUGAAUUAGUGCUGUGGACUACAUUCCCCUUAAUCCUCCAUCGGAGGUGCUAAACUCUAGAUGUCUCUUGCAGCAGUACUGAUUUCAGAGAUAGGCAUUACUUUGCAGAACUGAGAUUUGGAACUGUAAUUUUUGUUUUAUCAUUGGGUAUUGCUGUUAUUUAUUAAUGUUAAGGUUUUCUUUUACAAUCAAUCUAAAUUUUUAUGUCUGUUAAUCAAUGACCUGAAUGUGUCCAUCUUAUUUUCAUUUAUACACAGUGCCUGCUCACUUAAAACCAGUAAUUACCCUUCAAUAAUCCUACGUUAGUAACCAGUAUUGCUGCUUAUUUACUGCAUUUUUUUUUCUUCUCUGUUUUCUGAUUGAAGAGAUUUUUGUCUCUUGCUCAGUUCCCUGCUUUCUUCCAUAUGAUGAGUUGAUAACAAAGCUGGGAUUACAUUUAUCCCCUUCAGUUCCGUUGCAAUUUGUUUGUUUUUUUCUUUUAAAUUGUGUUUGACAGAACUGAUGCUUUGUGAAUGAUUUGUAUACUACGUACUGUAAUGAAUGAUGUGGUAAAUAGUCCUAAGCUACAAAUUACCAUUCCUGUGGUGGAGACAACUGGCAGGCGGCUACUGACAGUUGCACUGUGAAACUUGUUGACUUAACCCUGACAUACCUGUAAGUGUAGGAAGUGUAGAAGUAAAGUAACUGUGAUUUGGGGGUGUCUGAGCACAUUUUGGCACAAAAUUGAACAAUUUUGAACUGCCUUGACUGAUUUUUCGGUCCAGAUAAAAUUAGGGAAUUGAGUUCCCAUUUUAAAUGGAUAUUCUAAACAGGUUGAGGGGCGGGCUCUUCAAACUGUGGUGAACCUGCUCAGACGCUCUCAUUAUACCUGACUGUGUGAUAACAUGCGUCCCUUGUAAAUGUGUGAGAGAUUCAUGCUGGUGGAAGUGUCCAGGAGACCUUCUAAAGGCAUGAUUGUUUGCAUUGUAUCAAUGGAAAUGUAUGAUUCUGUGAGUGUUUGUGUCCUAUGAAUGAAUGAAUGAGCAAUAAAUGAGAUUUUGAGUGAAUCUAUUUUCUCUUUGACUGAAUGUUGGAUGAUUCUGUGUAAAUGUGGUUCUUUUUAUGUUAGUGUUAUACACUUCAGCCUCUUCUCAAAUUAUGUUUAUGGCAAACAUUUUCAUUGUUGAUGAAUUAAAAUCAAAUUUUGAGAGCAUGUUAUUUUUUUAAAUUACUUGAGUGACUGGUAUUUCUUGUGUGCCAUGACUGAGAGUCGAUCAAAAUGAUGGUAUGCCUGCCCGUCCUUUCAUCUUUUUUUAAAAUUCUGUUAGCCCUUUUACUUUCCACAUACAUAUGGUUCUUGUCAUUAGGUGCCAAUUCACAGGUAGAGGUCCUCAGUGUUAUUUUCUUCUUUGUUUAAAUUGUCUAGUUUUAGGGCAAAAUUUUCCAGUGACUUAUUACCAAAGUGCUGAGGGCUGUGGCACAAGGAUAGACAUGACGAUCUGUUCUGUAUCCUUAAUUAAAUCCAUACUCAAAA
Molecule: messenger RNA, 5073 nt
Organism: Frankliniella occidentalis (western flower thrips)
Lineage: Eukaryota; Metazoa; Arthropoda; Insecta; Thysanoptera; Thripidae
Gene: Fs(2)Ket
Product: importin subunit beta-1
Exons: 14
Coding region: 330-2978 (882 amino acids)
Biological process (GO): protein import into nucleus
Cellular component (GO): nucleus; cytoplasm
Molecular function (GO): nuclear import signal receptor activity; small GTPase binding
Source: RefSeq, a predicted model, not a curated record